CCGGUCCUUGGGCUGGAGACCUUGGUGGGCUCUGGAUCCUCGCAGGGGGCUGCGCUGUCCUGCACAAUACGAACUUUCUCCAGCAGGUUUCUUGGUGCCCGUGAUUCCAUUUGAGACACGGAGGAUCUGGUGGCUUUCCCACGGAGCAGAGCUCCUGCCGUGGCAAGCAGCCCUCGCUUUGCCCGUGAGCCACCAGCAGCACCCAGCAAGGAGGGCACUCCAGAGAACUCCAGCUCCACAGCCCACUGCUGCCAGGGGGAAGCAGAGGAGGAAGGACUAGAAGCACAGAAGUGCCAUUAUUUUGUGCUCUCUUUGGCCAAAGGAGCUGCUUGACAUUGCCAGUGGAGGUCAGACACCUGGGAACAGGACCCGGUAGCCUUGGCUGCCCAGGCAUGGCUGUUUCCUUGCCCUGGGCAGUGCAGCAGUGCCCCAAUGCCACGAGUUAAGGUGUGAUAGGAGCAGCCCUGUCAGCUGAUGGAGACAGCAGCUAUAAAACCCCUGCUGGCCCCGGUGGCACAGCCACAGACAAGCCCACCAUGGCCAAGGUGCUGCCUGCCUGCCUGCUCCUGGCCCUGCUGCUCCUGGCCCCGGCCCAGCCGGAGCAGCCCGAGCGAGGGCUCAUCUUCAACUUGGAGAUCGGGGAGCUGUGCCUGCAGAGUGCCCAGUGCAAGAGCGGCUGCUGCCACCGCAAGGACGGCCUCAGCCUGGCCCGAUGCGCUGCGCAGGCAGCCGAGUUCCAGGAGUGCUCCCCAAAGAGCAUCUAUGGGGUCUACUACAAGUGUCCGUGCGAGAGAGGCUUGACCUGCAACGCCGAUAAAACCAUUGUGGGCUCCAUCACCAACAGCAACUUCGGUGUCUGCCAGGACCCCCAGGACUCCAAGAGACAGCAAUGAAGGAAGAGCCCCCCAGUGCCCCUCCGUGCUGCCCCUGCCCCUCUGUCUUUCUCACUCUCCAGAGAUCCCGAGGUCUGGCUGUGGGAGAAUUUGAGUAAAGAGCAGCAUCUACAA
Hirundo rustica (Barn swallow) is the source of this 1007-nucleotide messenger RNA. It is a transcript of the gene CLPS, whose product is annotated as colipase. Gene Ontology annotation, biological process: lipid catabolic process; digestion; positive regulation of catalytic activity. Gene Ontology annotation, molecular function: enzyme activator activity; lipase binding. Bases 537 to 893 code for a protein of 118 amino acids. The record is from RefSeq and is a predicted model, not a curated record. Lineage: Eukaryota; Metazoa; Chordata; Aves; Passeriformes; Hirundinidae. The transcript has 3 exons. Gene Ontology annotation, cellular component: extracellular region.